Molecule: messenger RNA, 1599 nt
Organism: Toxoplasma gondii ME49
Lineage: Eukaryota; Apicomplexa; Conoidasida; Eucoccidiorida; Sarcocystidae
Exons: 5
Coding region: 568-999 (143 amino acids)
Source: RefSeq, a predicted model, not a curated record
GCCUGUUUUCGGAGUCGCGCCGAGACCCAACAGCGUUUCUCCUCUUUCUACUGCGCACUUUGUCUGUCGAAAAUCCACCCUUUAUGUUCUACAUACGUCGGCGACAGCGGGGAAAGCGCAGGCCUGUGUGGCAUGCUUUCGGUGCGCCACGCUUUUAUGUCUUCGCACCCUCACUGAACUGUAUAACUUUUGAAUGAAACAAAAUGGCAGCCUUGCGGCAAACAUCUCGGGGAAUACUUGGUUUUUCUUCGAGCCUGUGUGCUGUCGGCACCUCCUCUUCAGUCAGUAGUCCCUCACGAGUUCUGUUGUACUGAUCGAUGGGUCCGCCUCUCGGUUUGCGCACGUGUGGUUAUCCCGGGUAUUUUGCAGCUUUUUAUUCGACUACCUUGGCAUUCACUUUUUUGUGCGGCCAUCGGGCGGUUCUCUGCUUCUCUUGUUUCCGAAGCUCACCUCAGUUCUCUGUGGAACGCUAGAACUCUCCUCAAAGAUAUCUUGUAUUCCUUAUCGUCCCCCACCUACGCGCCGAUAUUCCGGAAAGAAAACGCGGUCCUCGUAGCAUUUGCCAAAAUGCAGAGACUGAAAAAGAAGUCAACUCUUCCUCGAGCAGCACACGCAGAGACCGGCGUCUUGGGAGGGUCCAAGAAACGACAGGAGCAAUAUUCCAUUUCCUACGAAGCGUAUCGGCACUUCGCCUUCUUCACUGCUCUCUACCUUUCAGUCACGGGGAAACCCGCUGCGGCGCCCGACGUAGUCAGUUGGUAUUUCAAGGAGAAGUGGUACUGCAUUCCCUCGGAAAUCCCCAAGGCACUCACCUCUCGUGUGUACUUGCGUCUCGUCAACAAUCUGAUCGUCGACAACUGCGUUGCCGUCACCGGUGAGGACGACGACGGAAUUCCUUGUCUAGAAGAGGGAAAGAUGUUUCCGUUGUGGGCGUGGAAAGACGAAGUGUUUGAGUUCGACAGCAAGUCGCAACACGCUCACCGCCAUUUUCACUCGUGAGUGGAUGGACUGUCACUAACACGAAAUGCAGAAAAAUUCUCAGUUUCCCUGUCUCACAAAGCAUCUUCAUACAAUGGCGAGGAGCUGCCAAAGAAAAAUGGUAUGCGAAAAAGAGUCGAGACAUAAAACGAAAACAUUUCGAUUGUGCAAACAGGUCGCGGGUGAUGCCUACUGUGCAUACGGGCGUCGUUGCUAGAAGUGAAGAGGGCUGCCAGUGAAAAACGAGGGUUCUCGGCGAACUGCUGUAGUGUGGAGAGAGUGAUGUUCCCGGCGGAUAAUUUCUUACGGCUAGGCAGUAUGCGGGUGUUUUUUAUGGCUCUUGCAAUUUGCGGUGCCAUAAGUGACAUCGAUCAUCUCGACCUUCUUGCUAAUGGAGGGGACUUCCCGUAGUUGAUUUGUUUGGGGCUCCUCCGACAAACUCUCCUCAGGUGUUCAAGAAAAUAAAUUUUCACCGUUUCUUGUGCCAUAAAAGUUGCGAAAAGCAGCAUACUAAACCUUGGCGCACGAAUCUUACGCGUGUGCAAACUAUUAAGAGCACGGUUUUUGUGAAGACCGCCUGGUCCGGCCAUCAGGAAGGAAGCACAUUUCCAAGAACUCGAG